AUGUAUCCAUCUCGAAAAGAUACACCAGUUCUGCGAAAUCUCUCUCUUAUUGCUCGCGCUGGUCAGACAACAGCACUAGUAGGUUCAAGUGGUAGUGGAAAAAGUACGUGUAUAUCACUGUUUCUUCGCUACUAUGAACCUUCUGCUGGUCGAAUAACGAUCGAUGGUCGACCGAUAACUGACUACAAUGUCCAACAACUUCGACAAAGCAUUGGAGUUGUUAGUCAAGAAUCCAUUCUAUUUGGUAUGAGCAUUUAUGAAAAUAUUCGUUUUGGUAAAGUAAAUGCAACACGAGCAGAAAUUGAACAAGCAGCACGAGAAGCAAAUGCACAUCAUUUCAUCAUGGAAUUACCAAAUAAAUAUGAAACACUUGUUGGUGAACGUGGGAUGCAGUUGAGUGGUGGUGAAAAACAACGUAUUGCAUUAGCUCGUGCUCUUGUCAAGCAACCUGCAUUUCUUUUACUGGAUGAAGCAACAAGUGCACUUGAUAAUAUUAGUGAAAAAAUUGUUCAAGAAGCGCUCGAUCGAGCACGCAAAUGUCGUACAACUAUUGUUAUUGCUCAUCGAUUGAAUACAAUUCGAAAUGCUCAUCAAAUAUAUGUAUUAGAUAAUGGAUGCGUGAUUGAGCAAGGUAACCAUGAAACAUUGAUAACAAAAGACGGUGGCAAAUAUCAAGCAAUGGUCAAACGUCAACAAAUGGAAAGAAUCGAUGAUGGUGACGAUGAUAUGAUGAGCAUACAAAAAGCAACAGAAGAGGAAGAAAAGUCGAUAUUUGAAUACUCUCGUUCACAUAGCGAUAGUCGAAUUAUUGAUGUGAACAAAUAUACAGCUUUUGCCAUAGCAGGAUCGAAAUUGACACAACGCAUUCGUUCGAAAGCUUUUGCGUGUCUUCUUCGUCAAGAAGUUGCUUAUUACGAGCGACCUGAAAAUAGUUCUGGUACAAUUUGUGCUCGUCUUUCUUCUGAUGCAUUAGCCGUUCAAGAAAUGGCUAGUACACGAUUAGGAGCCAUCUGUACAUCCGGAUGUGGCAAAUCAACAAUUAUUCAACUGUUAGAACGAUUCUAUGAUGUUACAAGUGGUCAACUACUUCUUGAUGGAAUUGAUAUUCGUCAACUAAACUUGCAAUGGGUUCGUGCUCAUUUUGGCCUUGUUAGUCAAGAACCAAUUUUGUUCGAUUUAACAAUUGCCGAAAAUAUAGCAUAUGGCUUAGAAAAUGUUCCAAUGGAAGAUAUUAUCAAUGCCGCGAGUAGAGCCAAUAUUCAUCAAUUUAUUGACCAAUUGCCUCAGGGUUAUGAAACAAAAGUAGGGUUGAAAGGUAGUUUUCUGUCAGGCGGUGAAAAGCAACGUAUUGCUAUUGCUCGAGUCCUUGUUCGUCGACCUAAAAUAUUGCUCUUAGAUGAAGCUACAAGUGCCAUGGAUUCAUACAAUGAACAACUUGUACAAGGAGCUCUUGAGCAAGCUCAAACAGAAGAUUCUAGUCGAACAUCAUUCAUUGUUGCUCAUCGUCUUUCAACUAUUCGUUCAUGUGAUUUGAUUUGUGUACUUGAAAGAGGGCAUAUUGUGGAAAGUGGUACUGAUACAGAGUUGACACAACGACGUGGAGCUUAUUAUAAAAUGCUUGCUUGUGACAAUUUACAAUGA
Rotaria sordida is the source of this 1641-nucleotide messenger RNA. The record is from the annotation of a GenBank genome assembly. NCBI's taxonomy places the organism in Eukaryota, Metazoa, Rotifera, Eurotatoria, Philodinida, Philodinidae.